Molecule: messenger RNA, 1434 nt
Organism: Babjeviella inositovora NRRL Y-12698
Lineage: Eukaryota; Fungi; Ascomycota; Pichiomycetes; Serinales
Exons: 1
Coding region: 86-1279 (397 amino acids)
Source: RefSeq, a predicted model, not a curated record
CUCUAGCACGAGCCCCACCCAAACCUCAACCAAGCUCUGGCCUAGUUUUUCAGUGAAUCUGGUCUCAAGAAGCGAAUUCUGGUAAAUGACCCCGUACCAGCACCAAAAGCCGUUGCGGAUCUCGCUUCUCGGGGCAGAACGGGUGGGCAAGACUACGUUCGCACGCGGCGUCAAGUACCAUUCUUCCUCCCCCCAGACGACCGAGGCGUACUACCCCACAAAGUCAAUCCAGUCGUCACUACUGUUGUUCCAGCCGUCUGAUCCGCUUGCACGUGCCAUGUUGGAUGAGGCGUGCACGCUUGAGUUCCUCGUGACGGAGAGCACAAAGAAGGGCAUUCUCCUCAGCCCGCUUGUUACGAAACACUUGCCGACAAAAGCGACUCCACUCGAUCAGAGGUUCAAAAGCAAGGGGGACAUUUCGUACCAUCCGCGGAACGAUAUCUACGGCUACGAAGACCUCUCAGCGACGCCGUCGUUUGGAGCGACUGGCGCUACCGGCGCUUUCUUGACAUAUAAACCGCCGUUAAUCACUCCUGUGACCGUUGAGUUGAUCGAUACGCCGGCUUUCAAGCCUCACUCGGUGGUACCAUACUUAGAGGUGGCACUAAAUCGUGAGUUGGGCAAGGAGGUGUUACGGAAGUUGGCGGAUGCCCCCAGACAACCUGUCUCCACCAACCCGCUUCUCGUAGCCUCCGGCGCCUCUGAGAUGAACGGGAGCAUUGACGGUUACAUCUUCAUGUAUAGCUCGGUGCCGUCACUCAACCCACCGUCGUAUGGGGCUAUAGACUCGCAGAGGGAGCAGACGUCGCUUGACCUCUUGGAUUCGAUCAAAAACACCCUCAGUGACGCGUGGGUCGAGUUUGUUGACUACAAAAGACGCUUCAACGAGGGAAAAGAGUCUGAUGUAUUUUCCUUAUCGUAUAACUUCCGCCGUGCCGUCAUGCAAGAUGAGGUCAAGUUGGCGCAGCGACGCGAGCAAUUGCGUGCAGUGAACCUGCAGAUGAAAAUGUACGAUAUCAACUUUAAUGACCCUAUGAACUCUACACCGCCGAUUCUUAUUGUCUGCACUCACAGCCUGAGUGAACUUGCCUCGCCAGAGUUGGUGAAGCAGGGUCAGCGGCUUGCGGCCUCCUGGGGCUGUGGGUUUAUUGGUGUGGAUACCAUGGAAGGUGCGUCCACGAACGCUGGAAUCGAGGAGGCUUUGUCUAUGAUGAUCAGAGAGAUUUCUGAGAAGCGCAAGUAUGCGGCCAAGCAUAAAAAAUCCGGAAAACUUUGGUAAAGGAAAAGAGAGCUGAGAGAGGAGAGAAGUUUUGGAGACUCUGAAGAGAGGCCAGGAGUCAAGCUUUCUGGUAAUUGCUUGGUUUCUUAGUAGGUAAUUGUGGGUGGUAUAGCUACUAGAUGUGUGAAUUAAUGAUUAAACGUAAACGAUAUGCG